AUGGAUAUUGCCACGAUGUUCGAUGAUGUUAAACGAAUGAAUAAAAGACAGUUCCUCUACCAAGUUCUGAGUUUUGGUAUGAUAGUGUCCUCUGCUCUUAUGAUAUGGAAGGGUCUGAUGGUGGUAACAGGCAGCGAAAGCCCCAUAGUUGUGGUUUUAUCUGGCAGUAUGGAACCAGCAUUCCAUCGAGGGGAUUUGUUGUUUUUGACAAAUUACCCUGAAGAACCUGUAAGAGUAGGAGAAAUAGUUGUGUUCAAAGUUGAAGGAAGAGACAUUCCAAUUGUGCAUAGAGUAUUAAAACUUCACGAAAAAAAUAAUGGCACAGUUAAGUUCCUAACCAAAGGAGACAAUAACAGUGUAGAUGACAGAGGGUUGUAUGCUCCUGGGCAACUUUGGUUGACGAAAAAAGAUGUUGUCGGAAGAGCAAGAGGAUUCUUGCCUUAUGUAGGAAUGGUCACAAUUUUAAUGAACGAAUAUCCUAAAUUUAAGUAUGCUGUUUUGGCCUGUUUGGGUUUCUACGUUCUUAUACACAGAGAAUAA
Messenger RNA from Brassicogethes aeneus, 540 nucleotides. The record is from the annotation of a GenBank genome assembly. Lineage: Eukaryota; Metazoa; Arthropoda; Insecta; Coleoptera; Nitidulidae.